Molecule: messenger RNA, 1144 nt
Organism: Exaiptasia diaphana
Lineage: Eukaryota; Metazoa; Cnidaria; Anthozoa; Actiniaria; Aiptasiidae
Product: myeloid leukemia factor 1
Biological process (GO): regulation of DNA-templated transcription
Cellular component (GO): cytoplasm; nucleus
Source: RefSeq, a predicted model, not a curated record
AAUAUUUCAGCAAAACUCUUCAUUAUCCACAUUAUCUGGGCGAAUUUCUUCAGAUAUGUUCGGCUUUGGUUUUCGGCCGUUUGAAGAAGACCCGUUUUUCAGGGAACACCAUGACAGAAUGAGGCAAACGUUUGGAGCUUUUGACAACAUUGACAGAUUCUUUGGACGUGGUGCCUUUGCUCUUGGUGCCCCGCCUCGUGAUGACAGACACAGAGAACCCCAGGGGGGUAGGGACAGAGAUGUUGCMCCCAGGGAUUUACAGGGCGGAAUGUUUGGAAUGAACAGUAUGUUUCGUGACAUGGAAGAACAAUUUGCAAGAGCAGCAAACAAUCCCAAUACCUAUUCCUAUUCCCAGUCCUCUGUCAUGAGCUAUUCCAAUGAUGGAAGUGGAGAGCCUAAGUACUUCCAAGCUCACCAUUCAACCAAGAAUGCUCCAGGAGGGAUAAAAGAAACAAGAAAUGCAAUAAGAGACUCAGAAAGUGGAGUGCAUCGAAUGGCUGUUGGGCACCACAUUGGUGACAGAGGUCAUGUGAUUGAACGCUCUAUGAACAAGAGGACUGGAGAAGAAGAGAGAAAACAAGAUUUCAUCAACCUGACCCACAUUCCUUGCACGAGAGACGCAGAAAUCGGCAAAGAGCAUUAGAAGAUUUGAGUGACCACAGGCGUGGUCGCCCGCGUGACAGGCCAGCUGAGCAUGCCCAUGAAAGAAGGAUUCGCCACCAACACCGUCCAUCCAAUAAACAUGCUCCCAGAGAAGGGCUUGAAUAACUUAGAUUUUUACCACAUCAAAGUUGCCCUUUGUUACAAAAGUUGUAUUUUGCUCAUGGUUAAUGAAGUGAAAAGUCUUUUAAAGCAACAGAAACAUUUUUUUUGUUAGUUUUUUAAGUCUGGAUGAUCACACCCUUAGUUCAGUGGGUCAGGAAAGCUUGUCUGCCAGUUCUAAUGGAUGGAUGAGUGGUUGAGUUUGGUCACAUGGAAUUGUGAUUUGAAAAACAACAACUAUGAACAUUGAACAUGGAAAGAGCUAUACAUGAUACAAAUUUGUUUUGAUUGCUUGCUAACUAGUCAACAGUAGAGAUGGCUUUCAGUCAAGUACAAAUGUGUUUGUGGAAAAUAAUAAAUUAUCAAAGAAACUUGUACUCCA